CUUUUUGAUUUGCUCUGAAAUCAAGAAAACCUGACAAAACAAAAAGCAAAAAACUAUCACUCACUGAUACACAAACAACAACAAAUAUGAAUCCUCGAAAUUUGGCUGCUAUGCUUUCUUCUCUAAUUGCUCAAUUACUCCUUCUAAUUACAGUCAUUUUCCCUUCAUCAAAUCCUCUUUCUAUAACUAAUUCUUCUUUAUCUGAUUUUCUUACACCUCUUCUUCUCCAUUUUCUCUCUGUUUCUGAAACAUCCGCUACUCUUUCACUCAUCCCCUUUUCGCGUUGUAAACGAAAACGUACCUAUUUCUCAGAAUCUGAUGUCCCGGCCGGCGAGGGUUUGACCCGGUUCAAACUGGGUAGACCCGACUCGUUUAUCCGACGUAACCCGGAUUGUUUCAAGAAAUUCUUCAAUAUCAAUUCUUCUACUUUUGAUUGGCUUUGUGGGUUAUUAGAGCCUCUGUUAGAGUGUCGUGACCCGGUUGACUCGCCACUUAAUCUCGCUGCGGAAACUAGGCUUGGAAUUGGGCUUUUCCGAUUGGCUACCGGAGCUAAUUUCUCCGAUAUUUCUCGGAGAUUUAGUGUAUCGGAAUCUGUUGCUAAGUUUUGUUUCAAACAAUUGUGUAGGGUGCUCUGUACUAAUUUCCGGUUCUGGGUUGGGUUUUUGAAUUCGGGUGAGCUUGAGUCUGUUUCGAAUCGAUUUGAGUCGAUUUCGGGUAUUCCUAAUUGCUGUGGAGUACUCUGUUGCGUAAGAUUUAAGGUUAAUGACGAGAGUAUAGCAGCUCAAUUAGUGGUUGAUUCAUCAUCCAGAAUUAUUAGUAUUAUAGCCGGUUUUCGCGGUGAUAAAACUGAUUUCCAGGUCUUAAAUUCAUCAACUCUGUUCCAAGAUAUUGAAAAAGGAACAAUUUUUAGGAAUUCACAAGGUUUGGAGAUAAAUGGAGUGGUUGUGCCUCAGUUUUUAGUUGGGAAUGGAGACUAUCCUUUGUUAAAUUGGUUAAUGUUACCAUUUGAUGAUCCUGUUUCUCAAUCAAAUGAAGAGAACUUCAACAAUGCAAUCAACGUAAUGCGUUUGCCAUCAGUUAUAGCCGUUCAGAGCUUGAGAAAUUGGGGCGUUUUGCGCGAACCGAUUGAAGGAGAAAUCAAGACUGUUGUGGCUUCUAUUGGUGCUUGUUCGAUACUUCAUAAUAUGUUGUUAUCAAGGGAUGAUUAUUCAGCAUUUUGUGAGGAUUUGAAUGAUUAUUCAUCUGACAAAUGCAAGAGUUCUUUGAAUCUCGGUGAAAGUAAAAGUGUAGCAUGUUCUAUUAGAAGUGCGUUAGUCACAAAAGCAACAGAGUUUCAGUCACAAAAGCAGUAACAUUUUUCUACUACUUAUUUUAAAGGCAAAAGAACAUAAAUUCAUUCAUCUAGAUUGUCAAUCUUUUUACUCAAAGUUUCAACCUUUUUGGGCUGUUUUGCAUAACAGCAAUAAGAUGUCCCCC
Molecule: messenger RNA, 1476 nt
Organism: Solanum verrucosum
Lineage: Eukaryota; Viridiplantae; Streptophyta; Magnoliopsida; Solanales; Solanaceae
Product: protein ALP1-like
Exons: 1
Coding region: 87-1352 (421 amino acids)
Source: RefSeq, a predicted model, not a curated record